AUGACUACGGUUAUAUGUUAUGAAAUUCGCAAAAUAUGGUUAAAUAAUCAAAUUAAAAGCAACAGAAAAGGAGCCUACCAUAUCUCGAUAGAUUACCCCUCUCAGCCGUUGUAA
Messenger RNA from Brugia malayi, 114 nucleotides. RefSeq lists its product as uncharacterized. The record is from RefSeq and is a predicted model, not a curated record. The transcript has a single exon. The coding region runs from base 1 to 114 and encodes 37 amino acids. Lineage: Eukaryota; Metazoa; Nematoda; Chromadorea; Rhabditida; Onchocercidae.